Molecule: messenger RNA, 748 nt
Organism: Durio zibethinus
Lineage: Eukaryota; Viridiplantae; Streptophyta; Magnoliopsida; Malvales; Malvaceae
Source: RefSeq, a predicted model, not a curated record
AUCAAAAUGAGCUGGACAGGAGGAGAUUGGAUGUGUGCAGCAUGCCAACACCAGAAUUUUAAAAAAAGAGAAGCAUGCCAACGCUGUGGGUAUCCCAAGUAUGGUGGCCCUGAUGUAUCGACCUAUUUAUACAACAACAGGACAGAAGUGUUGGCGGGGGACUGGUAUUGUGCUGCCAUGAACUGUGGAGCUCACAACUAUGCUAGCAGAACAAACUGCUAUCGAUGUGGUACCAUGAAAAAUGAUUAUGGUGGUUAUAGAAUGAUGGGCUCUGAAUGCAGUGUUCCUCCUGGAUGGAAAACUGGUGACUGGAUAUGCACCAGAUAUGGGUGUGGAGUUCACAAUUAUGCUAGCAGGAUAGAAUGCUUUAAAUGCAAGGCACCAAGGGAUUUUGGUAAGAAAUCUUGAUAGUCAAUUGCAGCAUUGAUCUUAUCAUAGCAAAGAAAAAUGAAUUACUUCAACAUAAUCCAUCGAAAAGCUAUUCAGCCAAGUUCCUGACAAAUUUUUCCCUUUUCUUCUACCUUUCAGGUGGUGCUUAGAAUUUAGGAAGAGAACGCUGUAUGCAAUGUCACUAAUCUCUCUUCACCUCUGAUCCUUCCAUCAUCAGUUUCUGUUUAAUUUGGAGUCAAAUAACAUUUAGGUUGACCAAAGAUAAAGGCCUUUUUCCAAGCAGAGCCAUGUAACUGCAUUAAUCAGCAGAAGGGUUUCUGGCUUUAUUAUGUGGUGCAUGAUGUUCCCUAAUUUUUCU